CCCGACUGCUCGAAGGCGUCUGCAUGGUCCUAAAGCCUCCUUUAGUAUCACAUUCCAAUGAUAAAACUGGGGGAGGGACAACAAUGCCAUUUCAGAAUGUGGGGUGGGGGGGUCAUCUCCCCAGUGAAAGUUACGCCCCUGCCUAUACAUAUAUAUCCCUCGACAGAAACGGAAAGUCAUCUCUCUCUCUGCUUCUUGAUUCUAUCAGGUGACUCUGCGGGACAAGAAGUGAUGGACUUCCGGUGGGGGAGGAGCCGGGGCGAGGAGGGCAUCGCCGUGGUGAUAAACUUCCUGCUGGCUAAUGCCCGAUUGGUCCUGGGAGUGGGAGGGGCCGCGGUGCUGGGCAUCGCUACGUUGGCUGUCAAGAGGUUGAUAGAACGUGCGGGCCGAGCGGCGGAGGACGAGAAAGUGGAACAGAAGAUGUCAGAGAGCUGGGAGGAGCUUGGCUUAGUCUCCGCCUCCCCCAAGUCCAUAAGGAAGGGGCUGGAGAAUGUGGUCAUGAAACAUGUCGCCAAGGCAACCAAACCACAGAAAGCUGACCUGUGCCAGCCCCAGCAGCAGAAGUCUAGUCUGAAUGAGAGGCCUGUCAAGGCAUUAGAGCCCCAGAGACCCAAGAGCCUACAGCUGUCUCUCACCCUGCAGGACCGUCUCCAGCAGUAUUACUCAACCAGAGCAGCUUUAGCCCCAGAGGUCGUCCACAGAGCUCAGAGUCUCGCGUUAGAUAUCUGUAUAGAGGUACAAGGAUUCCUGCACAGCACAAACCCUGACAUGCCUCUGGGAGAGAUGUCACUGGGAGGGUCCCUGCUCGACGACCUACAGGUGGUGAGAGCGGACCAUGCGUGCCUGCUGGUUCCCCUCCAGCUAGAACCCAGUCUGUGGAGACUGAUCCCUGGGGAGGAGACUCUCCUAACACACCCUCUACACUGGAUGGUCCGACGGGUCAACCUGGAGUACUUCCCGAGAGGACGCAGCUACUGGGACCGGUUCCUAGUAGGAGGGUAUCUGUCCUGCCGGGCGCUGGUGAGAAUGCUCAGUAAGGCUGUGAUGGAAACCAUGAACUGGCCGUCUCUCUCCUCCACUCUGGACUGUCUGGUCAGGCCUGUCCUCGGGGGAGAUGAACUGAAACUAGAGAUACGACCAGAGCGAGGUGAUACUCUCUUCAUCUCCAUAGUGCCGGUGCUGAGGGAGGCAGACGUGGUCCUGACUGCCCAGGUAGAGUUAACCCAGCCCUGGGAUAGUGCCUGGCACCUCUCCCUCUACCCCUGGGAGACCCAGCGCCUGACCCAGCUUGACUCCGCUGACCAGGGGGUCCGACGCUCCCUCCUCAAAACCCUCAAAGCCGUCUGUCGACACUGUCCCGCCCUGCGACCCCUCACCGCCGCACCGCUGGCCAACCUCAUCCUCCACCUCAGCGACAAGGACGUGGAUUGGUCGGAGGGUUGUCUGAGUGGGCGGUUCCAGCAGUGUGUGUGGGAGCUGAUAGGCUAUCUGGAGCAGGGGGUGUUACCUAGCUACUUCAAGCCCAGUGUUAAUAUGUUGAACGGAGUGACGGAGGAAGAGGUCGAUGAGAUGGGGUUUAUGUUGUACUGCGCUGUCUCUGAACCAGACAUUCUGCUGAUAUAGAUAUAUAUAUAUAUAUACUCUAACCUGGUGUAUAUCUCAGAGAGGAAGAGGACAUGUAUUAGAUAUGAGACACCACCCUGACGUCUAUAGAUCAUAUAGAUAUAUAUAUAUAUAUACUCUAACCUGGUGUAUAUCUCAGAGAGGAAGAGGACAUGUAUUAGAUAUGAGACACCACCCUGACGUCUAUAGAUCAUAUAGAUAUAUAUAUAUAUAUAUACUCUAACCUGGUGUAUAUAUCAGAGAGGAAGAGGACAUGUAUUAGAUAUGAGACACCACCCUGACGUCUAUAGAUCAUAUAGAUAUAUAUAUAUAUAUACUCUAACCUGGUGUAUAUAUCAGAGAGGAAGAGGACAUGUAUUAGGUAUGAGACACCACCCUGACGUCUAUAGAUCAUAUAGAUAUAUAUAUAUAUAUACUCUAACCUGGUGUAUAUCUCAGAGAGGAAGAGGACAUGUAUUAGAUAUGAGACACCACCCUGACGUCUAUAGAUCAUAUAGAUAUAUAUAUAUAUAUAUACUCUAACCUGGUGUAUAUAUCAGAGAGGAAGAGGACAUGUAUUAGAUAUGAGACACCACCCUGACGUCUAUAGAUCAUAUAGAUAUAUAUAUAUAUAUACUCUAACCUGGUGUAUAUAUCAGAGAGGAAGAGGACAUGUAUUAGAUAUGAGACACCACGUCUAUAGAUCAUAUAGAUAUAUAUAUAUAUACUCUAACCUGGUGUAUAUAUCAGAGAGGAAGAGGACAUGUAUUAGAUAUGAGACACCACGUCUAUAGAUCAUAUAGAUAUAUAUAUAUAUACUCUAACCUGGUGUAUAUAUCAGAGAGGAAGAGGACAUGUAUUAGGUAUGAGACACCACGUCUAUAGAUCAUAUAGAUAUAUAUAUAUAUACUCUAACCUGGUGUAUAUAUCAGAGAGGAAGAGGACAUGUAUUAGAUAUGAGACACCACGUCUAUAGAUCAGUUGUGCCAUAUUACCGCUCCACUGAGACGUGGAUGGGACAUUGUUGUUCAGGCAGUCUUGCAUCUCCUUCACAUACACCUGUGGGGGCUGACUGACUAAACAGAGAUCCUUUAUACAUUGUGCAUGAGUACUAUGGUGUGGAUGAGUUGUUGGGGCUCUGACUGAGCAGCACAGAGACUCUGAUGACGUGAUGAUGAUGGACUGUGCCUUAGGGGAAGUAGAUGGGGGAAGGAAGAAAUGAAAAAGAAGACUCGGGCUGCGUUCUACACAGACACCCCAUUCUGAUCAUUUUGGGGGCAGAAUCAGGUUACCUGUGUUAAACGCAGCCUUAGUGACGGAGACGUGGCUUUCUCCUGCUGUGGACUAUAUAUCUAGAUCUAGUACAGCUCUGUCCAAAAGGCUGUUUCAGAAUGGCCUGCGCCAUUGAGGCUCCAACCCAUAGGAAUAUAUCUAGAUCUAGUACAGCUCUGUCCAAAAGGCUGUUUCAGAAUGGCCUGCGCCAUUGAGGCUACAACCCAUAGGAAUCCCCCACCCUAGUUGACUACUUUAAAAUGGUGGAAGCUCUCAAUGAGCGCUACCCAUUCUAAAACUGCAUUUUUUUUGGGGGGGGGGGGGUCAUUGAAAGGCCUGGAUCAUUCUCUAUGGGCCGACUGGACGACACAAGAUUACAGAGUUAGCACCAGUUACCACAGCCACAAAGUGAUAAUUAUGUCUAAAAUCCCUCCGCCAAUUUCUCUUCUUAAAAUCAGAUUUUUUAAACCUGUUUAAUGACGUCAUUAUAUGCACCUUCUACUGAAUAAAGUGCUCACCUUUUCUUUUCAUAAUGUUGUGUGUGUUUUGCGUUUGCUGCGGUUGUUUUUAAGUUGAAGAGUGAUUUAAAUAAAUGUUUCCUGCUGAACUACUGA
This is a messenger RNA of Oncorhynchus masou masou (cherry salmon), 3488 nucleotides long. RefSeq names its product mitochondrial dynamics protein MID51-like. The record is from RefSeq and is a predicted model, not a curated record. Lineage: Eukaryota; Metazoa; Chordata; Actinopteri; Salmoniformes; Salmonidae. The transcript has 7 exons. Gene Ontology annotation, cellular component: mitochondrial outer membrane. Gene Ontology annotation, biological process: positive regulation of mitochondrial fission; mitochondrion organization. Bases 58 to 1623 code for a protein of 521 amino acids.